AUAGUUGAAGCCAAUAUGUGCAGCUACGUGAAGUCUUCCUGUUCCUUGCUGGCCCUCAUCCUGGCACUUGGAGCGGUUUCAGCUCAGCCGGCAAGGCUGGCAAAGCAACUUCAGAAACAGCAAGCAGCACCCUACCCAUCCGCCGACGAACUGAAGCCAGAGGUGCCAUUCGAGGAAGGAGUGCCCGAUCAGACUUAUGGACCACCGGAUCAAACCUACGGACCACCGGAUGUAACCUACGGACCUCCGCCCACCGAUGCAGUUGAGCAGCUUCCCAGCGAUGAGGAGCCGCAAGACUUUACACCCGAUCCGGAUGCAGAGGAAGUUCAGCCCAUCCAGCAGGCUCCCGCUCGCCUGACCAAGCAGAUAAGGAGUGGUCCACGAUCUCAAGGAUUGAUUUUGCUAUCUUCGAGUCCAUUGAGAGUGGCUAAUUCCAAUGGAAUCCCAUUUCCAGUGACCAUUCAAGCCCUGUGGUAG
Drosophila teissieri is the source of this 477-nucleotide messenger RNA. RefSeq lists its product as uncharacterized. The transcript has a single exon. The coding region runs from base 16 to 477 and encodes 153 amino acids. The record is from RefSeq and is a predicted model, not a curated record. NCBI's taxonomy places the organism in Eukaryota, Metazoa, Arthropoda, Insecta, Diptera, Drosophilidae.